Messenger RNA from Orcinus orca (killer whale), 1863 nucleotides. RefSeq names its product nucleosome assembly protein 1 like 5 (gene NAP1L5). The record is from RefSeq and is a predicted model, not a curated record. Gene Ontology annotation, biological process: nucleosome assembly. Gene Ontology annotation, cellular component: nucleus; chromatin. The transcript has a single exon. Bases 593 to 1129 code for a protein of 178 amino acids. Gene Ontology annotation, molecular function: chromatin binding; histone binding. NCBI's taxonomy places the organism in Eukaryota, Metazoa, Chordata, Mammalia, Artiodactyla, Delphinidae.
CCAGGUCGUCAAGUGGGUGGGACGGAGCCCACUCUCCCCGCGCCUCCACUUCCCGGAAAAGAAGCCAGUGAAAUCUCAGGUGCUUAAAGACGGCUCCCCAAGAGUAAGCCAGAGACGGCCUGCCAACGGCAGCCCAACGCCAGCUAAAGGGAGAUGCAGACAAACGCCAAGCCAGGCGCACUGGCGGAUGGAGAUGAAGCCCUGGACAGGCUAGAGGAGCACGACGGACAAGGCUGAGCGCUUCCCCACGGCGGAUCCCCGCGGCCAGCCGCAGCCCCGCUCUACUGUGGGGGGAGGCGUGCGCAGGCGGACGGGCAGGGUCGCUAAGAAACGGGUCCGGACGUCGUCCGCAGUGCGGGGGGACGGCAGCGCAGCAUCGGCGGUCGGCUGGCUGGUGCGGGUCGAGGGCCCGACCAUCAGCUGAUUCUGGGGAGCCAGUCAAGCGCCCGCGGGGGCAAAGGGCGGGGCCGCGCCAACGUCCCCGCCGCGGCCGACGUCAGUGCCGCUUGCCGCUUGCCGCAGGAUCGCCGGGGCGCAGCUCGCGGGCAGCUCUCCGCGGGAGCCAGCGAGACCUCUGCGCUGCUCCGCGAACAUGGCCGACUCGGAGAACCAGGGCCCCGCGGAGCCGAGCCAGGCGGCGGCGGCAGCAGCGGCGGCGGCGGAGGAGGAGGUAAUGGCGGAAGGCGGUGCGCAGGGGGGAGAUUCUGACAGCGCGUCCGGCGACUCCGACGGCGCGGUCGGUCAGACGGCUGAGGAGCCCCAGACGCCUGCAGAGAAUGCACCGAAGCCUAGAAAUGACUUUAUCGAGAGCCUGCCUAACUCGGUGAAAUGCCGAGUCCUGGCCCUCAAAAAGCUGCAGAAGCGGUGCGAUAAGAUAGAAGCCAAAUUUGAUAAGGAAUUCCAGGCUCUGGAGAAGAAGUAUAACGACAUCUAUAAGCCCUUACUCGCUAAGAUCCAGGAGCUCACAGGUGAGAUGGAGGGGUGUGCGUGGACCUUAGAGGGUGACGACGAGGAGUUGGAGGAUGAAGAGUACGAGGAGGAGGAGGGAGAGCCUGCGGCGGAGGCGGCGGCUGCUGCCGCCAGAGAUGAGGGUCCCCACUCUGCAGUGUCUGACGACGCCCAGAAAUAAGCGGGGGCAGAGAUUGCAGAGGAGAAUGACGACGCAGAUUCAAAACCCCGAUUUUUUUUUUCUUUUACACAUCGGUGGACUUGAAAAGGCUCAGGUUUUGGACCAAAGUACAAUGUGAAUCAAUUCUGACAUUCCUAGAAUCAUAUUAAAUCGACGCAAUCAGGUCCUGGCCAGCCCGUUUCCAAUCUGAACACCAAUAUACCAAAAGGUGUUGUAAACGAGUUAAAUUUAAAAUGGCUUUUUCAUGAUCUCUUCUGCGAGGGCUGGAGUUGAGACUUCCUAAGGGUGUCAAGUAGAUGUGAAGUAAAGAACGUCACUUUGAAACCCUUUGAUCACACUGUCAUCACACUACGCACAGAACACCCAAGCCGAGACCGAACAUGUUCUCAAUGCCUAAUUCUUCAAUUUCUUUAGUCUUGCAUUUUUCCAGCUCAGAAGCAUCAGAACCCAAGAAAAAUCUCAUCUUUAAGACUUUGCUUUCAUAACCCAGACAUCAGCUUUACACUUCAGAGAAGCGUGAUGGGAUGGAGGAAGCCCGUGCCGGAGAUCAUGACAGUACUGUUAAUGAGGCCCAGAAAACUGCCACUUCAAAUUCUAAAGACUGUACUGAAUAUUUGGUUCUGAGAAGGAGGGUGUAUAACCUGUACACUAUUGUCAACAUAUGUGUUCAUUAUUUACAGUCUCGUGUUUAUGUGUUUUCCUGGUAGUGUCUAUUUACAAAGGUGUUAAAACAA